AGCAGAGAGAUGGAAAGUGAAUGCGGGCCAAGAAUCCUCACCAGAGCUCGUCCCGCUCCUGAGGAUCGAGGAGCACUUUCUGGAGCCACCAUUCCCUUCAGUUGAGCUCUCCUCCCUGGAGCGUAUGCUGCACGGAGCCCCAGCCUUGCCUUCCCUCUCUUGGUUUCUUUCUCUUAUUUAUGGCUUCUUUUCUGUCUUCCCACCUGCCUUUGUUUUACUCGUUUUAACUCCUACCGCUGCCUCAGCCCAAUGCGCUUGGCAGGACCGUGCCGGCCGAGCCGGGAUCUCUGCGUUCCACGGGACGAGCUCAAGCUGUACGCGUGCUGAGUUUUCUUUAACUGCCCCAAUAACAACCAUAUUUUCCAAAAUUUAAGGAAAUGCCUUGGACCUGAGUUACCCCAAGAGCAAAUUUUGUGGCCCACGACCUCCAGGUUGAGCACAGCUGGAAGCCCGGUGCUGCCUCCGGGACGGUGCUGUGCUGUGUGAGGCUCGCUGGCCGCGUGUGCACGGAGCGGUGUGGGGCAGUGGGGCCUGGGCUCAGUGGCAGGGGAUGGGCGCUGGGGAUGGGGGGCACCGGCCAGUGCCCCAGCUGGGGCGAAACCACCCCCGGUGGCCCACAGCAGCGGUGGCUGCCCCAUCCCUGGAGGGGUUCCAGGCCAGGUUGGAUGGGGCUUGGAGCCCCUGAUCCAGUGGGAGGUGUCCCUGCCCAUGGCGGGGGUGGGACUGGACGGGCUGUGAGGUCCCUUCCAGCCCAACCAUUCCAUAAUUUGAUGGAAUCAUUUAAACGUUGUUGUCGUCAACAGUAACGAGCAGGGCUCUGGCUCAGCCCAAGCAAUAAAAGUGGAGAAGGUGACGAUGCCAUGUGGAAUCCCGGGGGACAGGGAACGCGCGAGGAGAGAGACAAGAUGACAACGUGGAAGCUGCGGGAUGCCGAGCUGUGAGAGCGGCCCCGCGGCGGGGGGGAUGGAUCGGGAAAAUGCCUUUGUGGAGCGCGGCCGGCGACCCGCCUGGGUGGCAAAGGGACGAACCGGCGCCGCCUCGAGCCCGGAAGCGGAAGCGCGGCCGGAAGCGGAAGCGCGGCCGGAAGCGGCGCGGGACGCGGGCGGCGGCGAUGCCGUGGCUGGACUUUCUGGACGAUGUGCGGCGUAUGAACAAGCGGCAGCUCUACUAUCAGGUGCUGAACUUUGGGAUGAUCGUUUCGUCCGCACUCAUGAUCUGGAAGGGGCUGAUGGUGGUGACGGGCAGCGAGAGCCCCAUCGUGGUGGUGCUGAGCGGAAGCAUGGAGCCUGCAUUUCACAGAGGAGACCUCCUGUUCCUCACAAACCGAAUUGAAGAUCCAAUCAGAGUGGGAGAAAUCGUGGUCUUCAGGAUAGAAGGGAGAGAAAUUCCUAUCGUCCACCGUGUCCUGAAAAUUCAUGAGAACAAUCAGUUCUGUCUUCUCCAGAAUCCUGGUCUGUUGUUUCCUGUGUGGAAGUGGCUCCAGACCUUGUUAUCCCCAGUUCAAACAAUGAUGCAGGGAGUUCAGAACUGCACAGAACACUCAGUGGAGGCCCAUGCAGUACUGCAAGGGUUUGUUUGGCAGAAUGGCGACAUCAAGUUUCUGACCAAGGGAGACAACAACGCGGUUGAUGACAGAGGGCUCUACAAACGGGGGCAGCACUGGCUGGAGAAAAAGGACGUCGUGGGACGAGCAAGAGGGUUUGUGCCCUACAUUGGAAUAGUGACUAUCUUAAUGAAUGAUUACCCAAAAUUUAAGUACGCAGUCCUCUUUUUACUGGGUUUGUUUGUGCUGGUGCAUCGAGAGUAGCCUCCUGCGCUGCAGCCCGAGGUGAAGGUGCCAUGGAUUUUGUAGAGGAACAGUUUAAAUAGAUGGCGGCCCAAUGGGAGGAAGAAGAAAAUGUGCAUUUCAAAGCCUUUUGCCAGUUUGAGUUUCUUUUGUUUUUUACUGGCGAAUGUUUGUCUCAGUAUUUCCAAUGUUUUGUCACAUUUUAGCAUUUUUAGUGAGUUUUUAUAUUAAAAUUUUAAGCCAAA
Molecule: messenger RNA, 2031 nt
Organism: Cuculus canorus (common cuckoo)
Lineage: Eukaryota; Metazoa; Chordata; Aves; Cuculiformes; Cuculidae
Gene: SEC11A
Product: SEC11 homolog A, signal peptidase complex subunit
Exons: 8
Coding region: 977-1807 (276 amino acids)
Cellular component (GO): signal peptidase complex; membrane
Molecular function (GO): serine-type endopeptidase activity
Source: RefSeq, a predicted model, not a curated record